Messenger RNA from Symbiodinium pilosum, 310 nucleotides. The record is from the annotation of a GenBank genome assembly. NCBI's taxonomy places the organism in Eukaryota, Dinophyceae, Suessiales, Symbiodiniaceae.
GCUGCGACCCAGGGUUCAAUCCGAACCCUGCCGGUGCCUAUGCUAGCCCAGGUUUUGACCAGCCAGGAAUGCCUGGCGGCUUCGCAGGCGGUGGUUACGGCGGCUGUGGCGGAGGCUGCGGCGGCUGCGGCGGCGGCUGCAGUGGCUGCGGUGGCUGCGGUGGUGGCGGCGGCGACUUUAACAAGGGCGGCAACGUUCCGGGCACCAAGCUCUACGUCGGAAAUCUUCCAGGUGACAUCCAAAGACAGGCGCUGGAUGUCGUCUUUAAGACCUACGGCGAAGUCACCGACAUCCACAUCAUGACCGGCAA